AUUCAUUUUAGAUUUUAGUAAAAACCAGAGCUAAUGUGUUUUAUUUUUCUACUCCAAGAGCAAGACGUGAUCAGGGCUGACAGCUGAUGUCAGAUGAAAGUGGUUAUUGAUUAUUGAUCAUCAUCGACGAUUGUUUGUUGGCAGGAAGGUCAGGCUAGGAGACGACUCAGCUUUGUCUGUUACCAUGGCAAUAACAGGAGUGAUUUAUGCUCUUAUUAUUGGGCUUUAUCAAUUUGAUAAUUAUUCAUUCACAGAUUCACUUUGUUCAUGGCCCUUUCCUUGUCUCCAUCCUGUCCCCCCUCUCUCCAGCUCAUCCCCCUUCGUCCUCGCUGCUUCUGUUCCUCUCUCUCGUUCCAUCGUCUUUUGCCUCCUCUGCCUCCAUCCGUAUUUAUCUCUCUUUCAGGUCAAUGGGAGCCAGUAACAGCAAAGCCUUCCUCGUUUUCUCCUUUACUUUGAUCUCCCUCUUUUUCCUCUAUCAUGCUCUCCUCACCUCCGUAUGUUAAAAAACAGUCGUCUUAUUUUAGCAACCCAGCCUUCCUCCUCCUCUUCUUCCUCCUCUUCCUUCUCUCUUGCCCUCCUCUCUUCUGAGUUUUGACUCCCUCUCUUUUUACAAACACACACACUGAAAAAUGAAGCGUGGGUCGAGUGUGUUGCAGCCUCCCUCUGAUGCAGCCAAACGACACACACACCCUGCAAACUCUCACUCACCAACACACACCAGUGAUGACGCCUGCUCGCUGAGUGUGUCUGACACACAUGCCACAGGUUCGAGUCCCUUCCCAGCAGCCACCUGUCUGUUCAGCCCUGAUGUCAGCAUCAAGAUGGCAUCCGACCUCCUCAUCAAACUGUCAGAGGCCACCCAGAAAACUCAGGUGCUUCUUGGGAGCAGAGUGGAGGCAAAGCCUCAGCGGCAUGAAGUGCGUGGGGGGCAGCAGGAUGAGCCCGGCCUCGCUCUCUCACCGGACGGCCCCGGGGCAAGUCCUGAACCACCAUCCCUCACGCACACACCUGAUGGCAAUGCCACCACAGAAACACUAGCUUCAGACCUGCUGAGGAAACUGGCAGAGCGUCAGGAGGUGAACUGCCACGGGGUGAGGGUCAAAGAAGAAGAGGAGCCCAUGGAAGUCGACACCAUGGUCCGUGAUCGACCUGUCACAAGAGAGAUGACUGCAUCUAUGCCAAAGAUGACGAGCCACCAUGUCUUCACCAUUAAAGACCAGGGUCUCAGUGGCAACAACAUGGCUGAGCAGGUGCACCCUGGAGCCAAAAUGGCAGACCAGUGUCUCCUUGGCCUUAAAGUAGAAGAAAAGGCCUUAGCUGGCGGCUGCCAGCCUGGCUUUAAGACAGCAGAUAGUGUCAUGUCUGGAGCCAACAAGUUUCAGUUCAGUGUGAAAAUGGAGGAUCGUGGCAUGUCUGGGACCAAGAUGGCAGACCAGCUUCUACUGAAAGCAGCGAUUGCAGAGCGGCCUCUCUCCAGAACAAAGAUAAGCAACAAGUUUUUUUUGGGAGCAAAGAUGGAGGACCGACUUCUUCCUGGAGCCCAGAUGGUAGAUCAGGUUUUUUCCAGAACAAAGACAGAGGAGCAGCUUUUCUUUGGAGCCAAAAUGGAAGACCAGAUCACCUCUGGAGCCAAGAUGGCGGACCAGUGCCUCAGAGCCGUGCUGUGGCAGGACAUGUCGGUGAACCUGGCAUCCACACUGCUGCACCAGCUCUCAGAGAGGGUCAGUAAAUCCAACAGUCAGCUGGUGGACAGGACGACUCCACCAAUCAGAAGCAGUCCUGUUUUGAAGGUGAAUGUGGACCCGCUCCGUUCCUCUCCUCUCGUGAGCUCCCAGGAACCUCCACAUGAAACCCAAACCAGCCUCAGCAGAGAUCAAACCACAGGUUGCUCUUACUUCUACAGGUGUCACGUCUGUGGGUUUGAGACAGAUGGGCGUGCCCUUUUCCAGAGUCACAUGACAGAGCACCGCCAAUGGGAGCACGGCUCCUUUUCGCUGCACUGCUGCAUGUGCGACCACUCAACCAAUCAGGAGGCAGAGAUGAGGGUUCACGCCGACACACACAUACAGGGCGACACAGGAGCUGGUGAAGACAUGAGAUGCCCCGUCAACCUUCCUGCUGCCACUGCAGCCUCCAGCAGCGCUCUGGCAGUUGCCAUGGCAACCCAGCAGGAGAAGAGCACCUCUGAGCAUCGCUGUCGCAUCUGCCAGAGGUCGUUUCCAGGACAACAGGAGCUGCUGGUUCACUUCCAGGGUCAUCGCCAAGGCAACCAGUACCGGUGCGACCGGUGCGGCCACCUUACGAGGACAGCCAACAAGCUGGUGGAGCAUGUGCGCGUGCACACGGGGGAGCGGCCGUUCACCUGCGACCUCUGCCCCUAUAGUGCCAAGCGACGGGACAGUUUGCGCCUGCACUGCAAGGUCAAGCACGCAGCGCACGUUAACAAGAACACGGCAGACAUGCCUGGUGAUGUGCACACACACCGAUCGUAUGUGCACGUAGACAAUAACCGUUCAAACAAACAUGUUCAGCGGCUGCACACAACGCCCAGCAAACACGUGGCUGCACCGUCCUCUCUUCCUCCUCUUCAUCCCUCGCUCUCUGACCGGGCAGGGUGGAGGGAUUUGUCUCCUCUCCUCCCCAUCACCACCCUCAUCUCUCUGAAACCACGCUCUCCUCCAUCCUCCACCUCCUCCUCCUGCUCGUCUUCCUCCACCAAACUCUCCUUCCUCACUUACCUUGGGCUGACCACGUCUUUUUCCUCUUCUAUCCAUCCUCUGGACUUUUAG
Molecule: messenger RNA, 2789 nt
Organism: Monopterus albus (swamp eel)
Lineage: Eukaryota; Metazoa; Chordata; Actinopteri; Synbranchiformes; Synbranchidae
Product: zinc finger protein 827-like
Exons: 9
Coding region: 630-2789 (719 amino acids)
Biological process (GO): regulation of gene expression
Cellular component (GO): nucleus
Source: RefSeq, a predicted model, not a curated record